AUGGUGAUGAGGGCCUUCGUCCUGCUGGCCAUCUUUGCAGAAGCCUCUGCGAAAUCGUGCACGCCAAACAAAGCAGAUGUCAUCCUUGUGUUUUGUUAUCCCAAAACCAUCAUCACCAAAAUCCCCGAGUGUCCCUAUGGAUGGGAAGUGCAUCAGCUGGCUCUUGGAGGGCUGUGUUACAAUGGGGUCCACGAAGGAGGUUACUACCAAUUUGUAAUUCCAGACUUAUCACCUAAAAACAAGUCCUACUGUGGAACCCAGUCGGAGUACAAGCCACCCAUCUACCACUUCUACAGCCACAUUGUUUCCAAUGACAGCACGGUGAUCGUAAAAAACCAGCCUGUCAACUACUCCUUCUCCUGCACCUACCACUCCACCUACCUGGUGAACCAGGCCGCCUUUGACCAGAGAGUGGCCACUGUUCACGUGAAGAACGGGAGCAUGGGCACAUUCGAAAGCCAAUUGUCUCUCAACUUCUACACUAAUGCCAAGUUCUCCACCAAGAAAGAAGCCCCCUUCGUCCUGGAAACAUCCGAAAUCGGUUCAGAUCUGUUUGCAGGAGUAGAAGCCAAAGGGUUAAGCAUCAGGUUUAAAGUGGUCUUGAACAGCUGUUGGGCCACACCGUCUGCUGACUUCAUGUAUCCCUUGCAGUGGCAGCUCAUCAACAAGGGGCACAGCCAGUUUGAGCAUUUUGACCGAAUUGCCAAACCAGCUGUGCCUGUAGGCACAACCUUCACCUGCUCCUCGAGUGCUCCGGCUGGGGGUGGGGAGAAGCGCGAGCCAAACCAAGGAGCCCAGUAUGACCUGAAGGACGGCGUGACAUGUGGGAAGGCCGGAGGCUGUAGCAGCCAGACAGCAAAGUACAGCAGGGGAUUUUCGAGUCUCUAUAGCUUCUCAGGUGUUCUCCACCACCUCCUCGUGAUGCUGGGGAUUUGCGCCGUGCUAUAG
Messenger RNA from Propithecus coquereli (Coquerel's sifaka), 948 nucleotides. It is a transcript of the gene TECTB, whose product is annotated as tectorin beta. The transcript has 10 exons. Gene Ontology annotation, cellular component: cell surface. The coding region runs from base 1 to 948 and encodes 315 amino acids. The record is from RefSeq and is a predicted model, not a curated record. Lineage: Eukaryota; Metazoa; Chordata; Mammalia; Primates; Indriidae.